Messenger RNA from Zootoca vivipara (common lizard), 758 nucleotides. It is a transcript of the gene APOM, whose product is annotated as apolipoprotein M. Gene Ontology annotation, biological process: high-density lipoprotein particle clearance; high-density lipoprotein particle remodeling; high-density lipoprotein particle assembly. NCBI's taxonomy places the organism in Eukaryota, Metazoa, Chordata, Lepidosauria, Squamata, Lacertidae. The record is from RefSeq and is a predicted model, not a curated record. Gene Ontology annotation, molecular function: phospholipid binding; lipid carrier activity. Gene Ontology annotation, cellular component: high-density lipoprotein particle; low-density lipoprotein particle; very-low-density lipoprotein particle.
AGGUGAGCCUCCCAGGAUGUUCCGCGCAGAAGUGGAUUUCUCCAAGUGAGUUGCCUGCCAUUCCCGCAAUGGAGGGUCUGUGGUGCUAUCUCUUCUACCUCUACGGGGUCCUUGUGGACGCUCUCUCCUUGUGUGAGGGUCCCACGAAGCUGCAUGCCAGCGAGCUGAACCGCGAUCAGUAUAUCGGCAGGUGGUUCUUCAUCGCAGCCGCUGCGGCAUCACCUUCCUCACUGGCGACGUUUGCCAGCACUGACAGCAGCCUCUUCAAGAUGACACAAAGCAGCAGCCCAGAGCGGUUGCAACUGGAGGCUGCCAUCCGACUGAAGACAGGCCAAUGUGUUCCCAGAUCAUGGAUUUACUUACUUAAGGAGCAGAGUGCUGAUCUGGCUACAGAAGGCCGCCCUCACAUGAGAACAGAGCUGUUCUCUGGCAAGUGCCCCGACUCCAUCAUUGUCCAGGAAACAGACCGAGACUACCAGAGGAUUCUUCUGUAUUCCCGAGUCCUCCACCCUGCUGAGGGCUGUAUUUCUGAUUUCAAAGGCAAAGCUUCCUGCCUUGACAUGAACGAAUUCCUGCUUAUACCCAGAACCCAAGGUGCCUGUGAAUUCCAAGCAUCUUGACCUCGAACUCCUUGGCUUUGGACCCACUGCGGCAGGACUUAACCGUACACAGAAGUUCGUUUGCCUCACUCACCGGAGGAACGGGUGGUUUUACAUGUCCUGUGGUGUUGAAUAAAAUUCCUUUGAGCCAAAAGUGGA